CCUUACUUAGCCGUGUGCUCAAUUUAACAGAAUGCCUCACUCAUUUGGUCUCCGCGCUCGCACCCGCCACAUGUUCUCGCGCAAGUUCCGCGACCAUGGUGCUAUCCCCUUGUCUACCUACUUGACCAUCUACAAGACCGGUGACAUCGUUGACAUCAAGGCCAACGCCGCUGUCCAGAAGGGUAUGCCCCACAAGUUCUACCACGGUCGCACUGGUGUCGUCUACAACGUCACCAAGUCCGCUGUUGGUGUCAUCAUCAACAAGCGUGUUGGCAACCGCUACAUCGAGAAGCGUGUCAACAUCCGUGUUGAGCACAUCAAGCACUCCAAGUGCCGUCAGGAGUUCUUGGACCGUGUCAAGGAGAAUGCCCAGAAGAAGCAGGCCGCUAAGGAUGCUGGUGUUAUCGUCAGCAUGAAGAGAGCUCCCGUCCAGCCCCGCACUGCUCGUUACGUCUCCACUGUCAAGAACGUUCCCCAGACCAUCACUGCCAUCCCUUACGAGACCCUUUUGUAAGAAGGCAUAUUUUUCGAUUGCUGUCUUUGAGUGCAUUUGUUCUAUGGCUAGAUGUUGUGUAAUAAAUGAAUGACCAUUUUAAAAAAUAAUAAUAACAUAAGAGUUGUUGUAUGAUGUGUGUACACAUUUGUGAAAUGUCUGUUUUUGUUUAUGUAAUUUUGUGUAUAAACGGGCUUCUUUAAACACAAAAGUUCUUGUAUAAAUCAUGUAUUUUAUUUCUCUGUU
Molecule: messenger RNA, 739 nt
Organism: Phycomyces blakesleeanus NRRL 1555(-)
Lineage: Eukaryota; Fungi; Mucoromycota; Mucoromycetes; Mucorales; Phycomycetaceae
Exons: 4
Coding region: 32-514 (160 amino acids)
Biological process (GO): translation
Cellular component (GO): ribosome; cytosolic large ribosomal subunit
Molecular function (GO): structural constituent of ribosome
Source: RefSeq, a predicted model, not a curated record